Messenger RNA from Cynoglossus semilaevis (tongue sole), 961 nucleotides. RefSeq names its product kinesin-like protein KIF26B. The record is from RefSeq and is a predicted model, not a curated record. The transcript has 3 exons. The coding region runs from base 205 to 936 and encodes 243 amino acids. Gene Ontology annotation, biological process: microtubule-based movement. Lineage: Eukaryota; Metazoa; Chordata; Actinopteri; Pleuronectiformes; Cynoglossidae. Gene Ontology annotation, molecular function: microtubule motor activity.
AUGAAAUGCUGAGGCAGCAGUCUUUGUAGAAAGGUGACCCUGAGCAGCCGUCUGUGAAAUGAUGAGGACACACGUACAUGCAUGCACACACACACACAGGGCUCUGAGGGUGGACAUUUAACCCAGGAUUCCUCAGGGGCCGCUCCAGUCUCCUGUCCCUCAUCAUAUGUGAUAUAAUUAUUGUGAUAGUUAGGGUUAGUGCAGAUGUUAAUACCCCCCGUGGGCAGUUAUUUUCUGGAGCAUCAGUCAAAGGUGACCUCAAAGAUGAAGGUGCUUGUGGUUCACAUCCCAGCCUGGGAACCAUGUUGGAGAAUGGAUCCUGAUUUUUGUCCUUUUUUUUCCCCAGGUCUCCAGCGCCGUCGUCUCAUCCCAGCCCUAACCCUAGACACCUCUUCCUCCUCCUCGUCCUCCUCCUCACCCUCUCAUCGCUCAGCAAAACAAGCCAUCACUUCGUCUUCUUCGUCCUCUUCCUCCAGCCAAGGUGCCUGCUGGGUAGAUGGACCGCUUGGGCUCCAACCCCCACCCACCAGCCUGCGAGUCACCGCUGACACAACAGAGAACUUUGAGAUCAAGGUUUACAAGAUCGAUGAUGUGGAGCGCCUGCAGAGGAGGAGAGACAGACGGGUGAGCAAGGAGGUGGUGCACCAGCCCAGUGCCAGGCUGCGUUUGCUGGAGCAUCGCCAGCAGAGAAUCAGUGACCUGAGGGCCAAGUACCAGUGUCUGAAGAAGGAACUGGAACUAACCAAACAGCACCUGAUGCUGGAGGAGCAGACAUGGACCAGUGAGUUCCAGCUGCAGCAGGUCCAUGAAGUGGACUCUCUGGAGUAUUUGGAAGCCCUGGAAACACUGACGUACAAACUGGAGACAAGAGUCAACUUCUGCAAAGCUCACCUGAUGAUGGUCACCUGCUUUGACGUGUCCUCCAAACACUGGUAGAGAGACAGGAACCGCACUGGUCCUC